Molecule: messenger RNA, 627 nt
Organism: Eremothecium cymbalariae DBVPG#7215
Lineage: Eukaryota; Fungi; Ascomycota; Saccharomycetes; Saccharomycetales; Saccharomycetaceae
Product: Rab family GTPase YPT10
Exons: 1
Coding region: 1-627 (208 amino acids)
Biological process (GO): protein targeting to vacuole
Cellular component (GO): endomembrane system; early endosome; late endosome
Molecular function (GO): GTP binding; GTPase activity
Source: RefSeq, a predicted model, not a curated record
AUGACAGCAGAAUACGUAUGUCAACUUAAAUUAGUGCUACUAGGUGAAUCUUCGGUUGGAAAAUCUUCGAUUGUUACCAGGUUCACUACUGGGGAAUUUCAUAAGAACCAAGCCACUAUUGGAGCGGCUUUCACCACAAGGACGAUAUCAUGGAAAGAGAAUCCUACAAACCGAAGUUCAGAAGAACUAAUAACCAAGUCUGUGAAUUUUGAAAUAUGGGAUACAGCAGGGCAAGAACGGUAUAGGUCUUUGGCUCCGAUGUAUUACAGGAACACAGACGUGGCUUUGAUUGUUUUUGAUAUUACGGAUGAGUCUAGCCUUGAGAAAGCUCAGUCAUGGAUUGAUGAGUUAAACACAUAUGUCGAUGAGUCUCGACAAAAACAAAUUGUUAUUAAAAUAGUAGGUAAUAAGAUGGAUUUGAAAGACUCUAAGUUCGUGAAGGGGGGUUGGAAAACUGUGUCUCUCGUCUCCGCCAAGUCUGGUGAAGGGAUUGAAGACUUGUUUAUGUGUAUUGCUAAGGAAGUCCCGAAGGAAAAGUUUUUGGUGAAAGAAGUUGUGAAUAAGAAGCCAAAAAAUAUUCUGAACUUACUUGGUACUACUAGUAGUAAUGAUCGUUGUAAUUGUUGA